AUGCUCGCAUCUCUACACAGCUUUCGACAUGCUGUGCUUCUGACCAGAGCAUUGCCUCUUCUUACGAGUCUAUCAGUCGAUGUUAUCCAGUCGCGAUCUGCAAGAAUCUUUGCUCCGAUUAAAAUUUACAGUUUGCGCCGGAAAAUAGCAGAAGUGUUGUCGAAUAAAUUCAAUGAAGAUCGUGUAAAUGAAAUUGGUCCAGAUCUGGCAUGUUUGGAAUGGUUAAUGGAAUGUGGAUCCACUGAAGUGCUAAUGAGUGAUAAUCGACAAAUAAAGUCUAUCCGACAGAUGAAGAAGUACAUAAAGGAAAAACUCGAGGAAAAGAGUUCUGAUACGCCCUUUUCGAUGGGUGUCGCAACUGAACUAGAGUACGAUUUGAAAUGGAAGCAUGUCCCUCAUGUCCACAUAGUCAAGGUCAACGCCAGUGAUUCGGCGAUUGCAGAUGAAGGGUUCAAGUAUUUUCACGAUGUCAGACGAUUAGAAGCAUUAAAACUGAAUUUCUGUGAUUACUUCGGUGAUGAAGCGAUUCGGGAGCUAGCACUAGGACGAGCAGCGAGAUCGCUACGCGAUAUAGAAAUAGUAUUAAACCCUUCUGUCACUGAUGGUGCCGUUUACUGGUUGAGCCGAUUGAAAUCACUUCAACGAGCACAUUUUUAUUUUCUACCUUAUGUCUCGAAUAGAUUAUCUUUUAUUCGACAACUAAAAAUGGCUAUUCCAAGGUGCAAUGUCACGUUUCCAGACACUAUCUAUGUGGGAUACGGCGUUCACAUAUCCCCUAGUCACGAUCCCCAAGUCAAAAGUUUGGAAGGGAUUGGGAAUAAUUGUCAGCACAGUUGUGGUAAAAACCUCAUGUCCGGCAAGGAUUUUAUUUCCUCUGUUCACAAAGUCGGCCUCAAGUAA
Molecule: messenger RNA, 900 nt
Organism: Necator americanus (New World hookworm)
Lineage: Eukaryota; Metazoa; Nematoda; Chromadorea; Rhabditida; Ancylostomatidae
Exons: 10
Coding region: 1-900 (299 amino acids)
Source: RefSeq, a predicted model, not a curated record